Messenger RNA from Temnothorax curvispinosus, 1825 nucleotides. Its product is annotated as 28S ribosomal protein S27, mitochondrial-like. Gene Ontology annotation, cellular component: mitochondrion. NCBI's taxonomy places the organism in Eukaryota, Metazoa, Arthropoda, Insecta, Hymenoptera, Formicidae. The record is from RefSeq and is a predicted model, not a curated record. The coding region runs from base 270 to 1640 and encodes 456 amino acids. The transcript is spliced from 2 exons.
CAGCUCGAUUAGGGUUCCUAAGCUCGAUGAAACCAGAACGCUCUGGCAUAACCCCAAAACGUAAUCUGUAUAUUUUGUAUCGCGAAGCGUGGCGAUAUCUCUGAAAUCUCGAAGGUAUUGUUAAUCCGGCUAAUAAAUUGAUAAACAAAAAGCGUGAUCCGAAGAGAAGACGAGGAUUCAACGAAGGAGACAGGAGGGCAUCUAUUGCCCCAGGGUGCGUCACUCGCGACAAGGUUAUGUGAUUACGCGCGAUUAAUUCAACAAUCGGGAUGCUGAAAACGCUCAGACUUGGUCACAGGCUCUGCCGGGUGCGUCGCGGAGGAUCCACGGAUCUCGCGGCGCGAGUGCAGAGGAGGCUGUUCCUGUCGGAGGCGUAUCGCUGCGAGGAGGCGUGGAGUCGCAGGCUGGAGUCGCCGCUGUUGCGGAGGAUCGACCCGACGACGAUUUACGUCCAGCUGGAGCAGAAGUACGGCAGCGUCGGCAAGGUGAGCGCCGUCGACGUCGACAUCUUCGUCAACAGCGUCACCGACGACCUGUACGUCGACGAGGUGAUGAAGAUUCUGAACAAUCUCAGGCAAUCCGUGGAGACGACGAAUAUACUCGACUCGACGCACCACGCCGUGAUGCGGUACUUCUUGCGGCACGAUCACGUCCAGGAGCUGCACGAGGUGCUGAACGACAGGCUCAAUUACGGCAUAUUCCCCGAUUACUUUGACUACAACAUACUCAUGGACUACUUCAUAAAGAGGAAGGAUUAUGCCUCUGCUGCCAAGGUGGCAAGCUUGGUCAUGUUGCAGGAAGACGCGGAUCAUCCCAUCACCAAUGCUUUGUGCUUGUACGCGUGUCACAGAUACCUGGAAAAUCCUGACGAUUGGAAGAAACCUGAGGUUCCGGUGGACACCACCACAGAGGAGGUGAAGAUACGCGUAAAAUAUCUAAGAAAUCCAUACUUCGACGAUCAUUUCGAUCUCACCGAUCCGAGAGAUCUCGUCGGCAAGACGCUGAACUUUCUGGGGAAGCAUAGGGCAGACGCUAUAGGGAGAACUUGCCAAUUAAGGGGCUUAAUAUUGUAUAAAAAGUAUGACGAUGUAUUGAACUUAAUGAAGAAAUGGUUAGAGACGAUGCAAGACAAGAUAGUUUAUGAAGAAGUAUUCGAAUUGAUAUCGAAAGACAACAGUGGACUUGAAGAUCAAGAUGCUGAAAGGUUCAAACUUGUAGAAGCUCAAUUGUCCGUGUUGAAGGAGAAACAAAAUCUUAAAGAAAGUUUCAUCGAAGCAGUAGAAAGCCUUAUUAAAGCAGCCGUAAACGAGGAAGCUGAAAAAGAUAUAUCUAAACAAUGUCAGGCUUAUCUCGAUUGGGAGCGUGAAAGAACUUCAGUAUUAGAAGCGCAGAUGAAAGCAAUAGAGAGAGAAAGAAGAAUUAGUAAUAUAAAGAAGAUGAAGAAGGAUUUGAAACAGAGAGAACAAUUUUUGACAUUCUUCGAUAAGGAGGAAGAAAUCGAAUUGCAAAUAGAGAAGAUACAGGAAAAGGAACGCAAAGAAGAUGAACGUAUCCGUGCUAUACCCAACAGUGAAAAGAAAUUAAGAAACUUAGUUACUAUAGAGUCCUACAUACCGCCGGACAUUAAAAGUAAGAGAUGAAGUGUACUAUAUAAAAUAAAGAGGUAGAGUUACGUAUAUAUAGAGGACCAGAACAAAAAGAAGUCAACGGAACUGUUAUCUUAUUAUAAUUUGAUAUUAUAUGUAUCUCUCACAUAUAUUUGUGAAAAUAAUUUUCAAGGAGAGUAUGUAUAAAUUAUUAAACGUUGAUUUUACCAUUAUUCGUA